Mytilus californianus (California mussel) is the source of this 1245-nucleotide messenger RNA. RefSeq lists its product as uncharacterized. NCBI's taxonomy places the organism in Eukaryota, Metazoa, Mollusca, Bivalvia, Mytilida, Mytilidae. The coding region runs from base 118 to 666 and encodes 182 amino acids. The transcript has 3 exons. The record is from RefSeq and is a predicted model, not a curated record.
CCGAGAAGUCUUUUGAGUGGAAAGCAUCGAGUCGUAACAUACACAUCAUAACGAAACAACUACCGGGUUUGUAACACCCUAUGUUCUAAAAACCGUAAUUAAAAAUGGCAGUGUAAGAUGGCGAAAGUUGUUCUUUGUUUAUCUGUUAUCGCUUUGCUUAACUCCGUUGUCGGAGUAAGUGACUUCUGUUUCCAAUGUAGAGACACUUCUGAUGCAGAAGGUAAAGAUGACUGUCAAUCUGAAACUAAAGGAAUGCACGGCCUGCAUUAUACGUAUAAAACUGAAUAUAGAAACAAGAGUGAUGACUUUUUGAAAAAAUACGGCAAAGAUCCAUUGGUGCAGGACUGUCGACAGUACCACAAAUAUGGGAUGACACAUUGUUGCAUAGAAGAACUAGAAAGAUUAGGCACAAUCCAGUCUUACAUACGGGGAUGUUGUGAUGGAAAAAACUUUUCGAUAGAAGCAAGUCAAAUUCCACGGUUAAAGUUUAUUUCGGAUAACAAUCAGACACUGUGUGCUUACUAUGAAAACAAAGGAUUAGUUAUGUGUGCGACAAUGUGUGAUGGUAACUUUUGUAAUGGACCAUCUCUGGCUGAAUCUGUCCAUAUGUAUUCCGUCGGAUUGCUGGUUUUCUGCUCUAUCCUUUUUGCACUAUAUAUGACAUAAAAGUCAAUGCACAAAAUGUAUGUGGAGCAAACUAUUUAUAUAGAAAUUAAGAUUUAUGAAUUGGUUAAACCUAGUAUACAUUUGCCCAAUAAUCCAUAAAUACAAUAAAGCUGAAUUUAAUUUUGGAUGUAACACGUUUUCUGAUAUGCUGAAAGUUUCAAGUUUGUCUAUCAGCUCAUAGACAUAAUGUUGUCAUGUGACCUUGACGUCAUCAACGUUUUUUCAUGAUUUACUACUUAAAAAUGGAAUUUAAAAUUAAAUUAUAAGGAAUGACUGGUAAAAUUUUAUAGCAUUCUCCCAACCCUGCUGCAAAUAAAUAAUAAUAGAAUACAAUUAGUUUUGCCAAUAAUUAUCAUAUUUAUCCAAACUUUCUGCAUAAUUCUUGAAGAACUUAUACGCAGUCUUGUUACCAGUAUCCUGCACCUUAGAGGGAUUUUGUAGUGAUAUUAACUCUAGCUAUCGAUUCUGAUUUGCUCUUUGAUUUUUCAUCACUCAAGAAUAGAUAAUUUAACUUUGUUUUUUGUGAACGAUUAAGAUACUCUGUUAUUGUUUUACGAAAUAAAAGUUUAUCGUUGAAUA